Molecule: messenger RNA, 1473 nt
Organism: Diutina rugosa
Lineage: Eukaryota; Fungi; Ascomycota; Pichiomycetes; Serinales; Debaryomycetaceae
Gene: CNT
Product: Cntp
Exons: 1
Coding region: 1-1473 (490 amino acids)
Biological process (GO): nucleoside transmembrane transport
Cellular component (GO): membrane
Molecular function (GO): nucleoside transmembrane transporter activity; symporter activity
Source: RefSeq, a predicted model, not a curated record
AUGUUGAUCAUGGCCCGCUUGAUCACGUGGCACUGGAAGAUCCUCUACUGGGCGCUUGCCCGAGCCAAGCCGAUCUGGGCCUACACCAUUCUGUGGGUCCACCGUAUCCUCCCCAAGCACUGGAUGAGAUUGUGUGCCGGGGCGUUUAUCACCGUGGCCGUGAUCCUCAUCGGGGUGUUCGUCACCCCCGAGACGUCGUACUCGUUGCGUGAGGACCGGGCGGUGUCGUUCUUCGGGCUCGUCGUCGCCAUCUUCGUCCUCUGGGCGACGCUGAGACACCCGAAGCGGGUCAACUGGCACACCGUCAUCGGCGGGGUGCUCAUGCAGUACAUCAUCGCCUUGUUCGUGUUGCGGACCAAGUGUGGGUACGACGUGUUCAACUUCAUCUCGUUUUUGGCGCGUAAGUUGUUAGGCUUCGCCAAGAACGGGGUGGCGUUCUUGACCAACGACGACGUCUCCCAGUUGCCGAUGUUUUUCUUCUCGGUGUUGCCUGCGGUGGCGUUUUUCGUCGCCUUCGUCCACAUCUUCUACUACUGGGGCGUCAUCCAGUGGGGGAUCCAAAAGUUCGCCUAUUUCUUCUUCUGGACGCUUAAGGUGUCUGGUGCCGAAGCCAUCACUGCCGCCGCCUCUCCCUUUAUCGGUAUUGGUGAGUCGGCCAUUUUAAUUAAGGACUUGAUGCCCUACUUGACCAAGGCUGAGUUGCACCAGAUUAUGACCUCGGGGUUCUCCACCAUUUCUGGAGCCGUGCUCGUCGGUUAUAUCGGGUUAGGGCUUUCGCCGCAGGCGUUGGUAUCGCUGUGUGUGAUGUCGAUCCCGGCGUCGUUGGCGUGCUCGAAGUUGCGGUUCCCCGAGACGGAAGAGUCGAUCUCCAAGGGUAAGGUGAUCAUCCCUAAAUCGGAAGUCGACGACGAACAUAAGCCGCAAAACGUGUUGCAAGCGUUCUCCGAAGGUGCCACUUUGGGGUUGCAAAUCGCCUUGACGAUGAUGAUCCAGUGUUUGUGUAUCAUCGGGAUUAUCGCCCUCAUCAACGCCUUGCUCACCUGGUUCGGUGGUUUCUGGAACAUCGAGAACUUGACCCUUGAGCUCAUGUUGUCGUACUUGUUGUACCCUGUUGGUUUCCUCUUGGGCACUCCCCGGGGUGAGAUCUUGAAGGUGACCAAGCUCAUUGCCACCAAGUUCAUCCAGAACGAGUUCGUCGCCUACGACAUGUUGAUGCACCAAGCGCCUUACAACCAGCUCUCGCAACGGAGCACUUUGCUUGCCACCUACGCUCUCUGUGGGUUCGCCAACUUUGGUUCCGUCGGUAUCACCUUGGGGGUGUUGAAUACCAUCUCCAAGGGCAGAGGCAAGGACAUCUCGCUGGCUAUCUUGCUGGCGUUGGUCACCGGCGGGGUGGCCACGUUGAUGUCGGCCGCGGUGGCCGGGAUGGUCAUCCACAACUUGGACGGUUACAUCCCCGCCCACAACCUGUAA